Molecule: messenger RNA, 4987 nt
Organism: Camelus dromedarius (Arabian camel)
Lineage: Eukaryota; Metazoa; Chordata; Mammalia; Artiodactyla; Camelidae
Gene: FRRS1
Product: ferric chelate reductase 1
Exons: 16
Coding region: 31-1812 (593 amino acids)
Biological process (GO): intracellular iron ion homeostasis
Cellular component (GO): membrane
Molecular function (GO): oxidoreductase activity, acting on metal ions
Source: RefSeq, a predicted model, not a curated record
CGGAAGUCAGAUAGGCUGCCUUUGCUUCUCAUGAUGGCUGUUCCUGGAUACACCCUUGGUGCCUUCAUGCUUGUGUUGCAUGUUAAAUCUGUGGCUAAUUAUCCCAAUGGAAAGGUAACGAAGUCGUGCCAUGGGAUGAUACCUGAACAUGGUCACACCCCGCAGUCUGACCCUGCUCACAACAUUUCAGUGAGCCAGAUGACAUUCAAGCCAGGAGAUCAGAUCAAAGUUACUUUGUCAGGGCCACCCUUUAAAGGCUUUCUCUUAGAAGCACGUAACGCUGAGGACUUGAGUGGCCCUCCUGUCGGCUCCUUCACACUGAUUGACAGUCAAGUGUCACAGCUUCUGACCUGUGAAGACACACAGGGAUCAGCAGUGAGUCACACAAAUUCUCAUGAAAAAACAGAAAUUAAAGUCUACUGGAAUGCUCCAAGCAGUGCCCCAAAUCACAUAAAGUUUCUAGUCACAGUCGUGGAGAAGUACAGAAUCUACUGGGUGAAGAUUCCUAGUCCUGUAAUUUCACAACCGAAUGUACUUCCUUUUACAACACCCGAAGCUACAGUAGAACCUAUGCCAACAACAUUACCUCCAGUUUCCCAUUUAACCAAAUCAUUCAAUACUUCAGAUUGUGGGAACAAGAAGUUCUGUAUUAGGAGUCCUGAGAACUGCGACCCAGAGAAGGAGCUUGCCUGUGUCUUCUUGUCCUUCACACGUGAUGACCAGUCAGUGAUGGUUGAAAUGAGUGGUCCCAGUAAAGGCUAUCUAUCCUUUGCAUUGUCUCAUGACCAAUGGAUGGGUGAUGAUGAUGCUUAUGUGUGCAUUCGUGAAGACCAGACUGUGCGCAUACAACCUGCCCAUUUGGUGGGGCGAAGUCACCCUGUAAUGGACCCCAGGGAUCCCCUUGAGGAUACGGCCUGGAGGUUGAUGGACGGUGUUAUGCAGUGCUCUUUCAGGAGGAAUGCUACCCUUCCUGGGGUUAAGAAUAGAUUUGAUCUAAAUGCAAGCUACUACAUAUUUCUAGCUGAUGGUGCAGCUGAUGAUGGGCGAAUUCAUAAGCAUUCUCAGCAACCUUUGAUUACGUAUGAAAAAUACAAUGUGACAGGCUAUCCACAGAACGUAGGAGGAUCUCAUUCUUUAUUCCUUUUGAAGGUUCAUGGUGCCUUAAUGUUUGUGGCGUGGAUGACGACCGUUAGCAUAGGUGUCCUGAUUGCCCGGUUCUUUAAACCUGUUUGGUCAAAGGCUUUAUUUGGCAAUGCAGCUUGGUUUCAGGUGCAUCGAAUGCUCAUGCUCACUACUUCUGCCCUCACCUUCAUUGCUUUUCUUCUGCCUUUCAUUUACAGAAGAGGCUGGAAUUGGCACGCAGGCUAUCAUCCAUAUCUUGGUUGUAUCGUGAUGGUGUUAGCAGUUCUUCAGCUUCUCCUGGCAGCCUCCAGACCACCCCUGCAUGACCCAAGAAGGCAAAUGUUUAACUGGACUCACUGGAGUAUGGGAACAGCUGCUAGAAUAAUAGCAGUGGCAGCAAUGUUCCUGGGAAUGGAUUUACCAGGGCUGAAUCUUCCUGGCCCGCAGAAAACCUAUGCAAUGAUUGGAUUUGUAGCCUGGCAUGUUGGGGCAGAGAUUGUUCUGGAGAUACAUGCUUACCGGCUCUCUCGAAAAGAUGAAAUAUUGGAUGAUGAUAGAAUUCAGAUCCUCCAGUCAUUUACUGUAGCUGAGGAAGAAGGUCAUGCUUUUAAAAAGGCAGUGUUAGCAAUUUAUGUCUGUGGGAAUUUGACUUUUCUCAUUGUAUUCUUAUCUGCAAUCAACCAUCUGUGAGCAUGUGAAGACUUUGGCUUUUGCAGACCAGGUGAUAAUUAUCAUCAAGCCAAAAAACUCUAUGCCUGUACCGACUGCCUAGAGCAUGUUCAUGAAUUCUAAUUAGGAAGACCAGGCCAUGUCUACAGAGGAAUUCUGAAGUCUGGUCUUUAAAGGUCAGCAUUCAACAGAGUCUAUGGGCUAUAAACCAAUGUCAAGCCUUCAGGUCUAAUUCUGAGUCUUAAAGGGGAUGUUGUGCUUGAGGAGAAAUAACUCAAAUAUUUUUUAUGCUGAAAUUUUAAGGAUGUUAGCAUUUAAGAAAAGAACUAUUUGGAAAAGCAAAAAAGAUGUCAUUAAGAUAAAAUGGGGGUUGUAUUAAGGUAAAUGUGUUUUGGACUAUAAAGGUGCUAUGGUACUUUAAAGAAAACAUUUAUUUUUACUAGUUUAUUUAAAUGGUCUCUCUUAGGGAUUUUUGAGAAACUAUAUUUUUCAGUCCGGUUUUUCAGACAUGUGCUUUGUUCCAUGAAUUUUGUUAUUUCUGUGGUAAAGGUGGAAGUGGGGCUAACCCCCUUUCAUUAACAUUUAAACAUAUUAUUAAUAUUAUUAUUUAUUUCUUAGCAAUGAAAUGCAAGUAUGCAUCUUCUGAUUGAACAUCUUUGUAUAUCCCAUGCUCUUAGAUUGGAAGAAUUAAUCUUGUUAAAGUGACCAUACUACCCAAAGCAAUCUACACGUUUAAUGUGAUCCCUAUCAAAUUACCCAUGACAUUUUUCACAGAACUAGAAGAAAUAAUCCUAAAAUUUAUAUGGAAGCAUAAAAGACCCUGAAUUGUCAAAGCAAUCUGGAGGAAAAAGAGCAAAGCUGGAGGCAUAACCCUUUCAGACUUCAGAUAGUACUACAAGCUUACAGUAAUCAAAACAGUGUGGUAUUGGCACAGAAGUAGACAUGUGGAUCAAUGGAAGAAAACAGCCCAGAAAUAAACCCACACACUUAGGGUUAAUUCAUCUUCGACAAAGGAGACAAGAAUAUGCAUUGGAGAAAAGACAGUCUCUUCAGUAAGUGGUUCUGGGAAAGCUGAACAGCUGCAUGUAAAUCAGUGAAGUUAGAACACUCCUUCAUACCAUACACAAAAAUAAACUCAAAAUGGCUUAAAGACUUAAAUAUAAGAUAAGACACUAUAAAACUCUUAGAAGAGAACAUGGCAAAACAUUCUCUGACAAAAAUCAUAUGUCAGAAAAUCAAUGUUUUCUUAAGUCAGUCUCCCAAAGCAAUAGAAAUAAAGGCAAAAAUAAACAAAUGGAACCUAAUCAAACUUAGAAUCUUUUGCAUAGCAAAGAAAACCAUAAACAAAAUGAAAAGACAACCUACAGACCAGGAGAAAAUAUUUGCAUAUGAUGUGACCAACAAGGGCUUAAUUUCCAAAAUAUACAAAGAACUCUUAAAACUCAAUUACAAAAAACCAAAUAACCCAAUCAAAAAGUGGGCAGAAGACCUAAAUAGACAUUUCUUUAAAGACAUUCAGAAAGAUGGCCUAUAGGCACAAGAAAAGAUGCUCAACAUUGCUAAUUAUUGGAGAAAUGCAAAUCUAAACUACAAAGAGGUAUCACCUCAUGCUGGUCAGAACAGCCAUCAUUAAAAUGUCUACAAGUAAUAAAUGCUGGAGAGAGUGUGGAGGAAAGGGAACUCUCCUACACUGUUGAUGGAAAUAUAAAUUGGUACAGCCAUUAUGGGAAACAGUAUGGAGGUUCCUUAGAAAACUUAAAAUAGAGUUGCCAUAUGAUCCAGCAAUCCCAUUCCUGGGCAUAUAUCUGGAGAAAAUGCUAAAUCAAAAAGAUAUAUACACCCUGGUGUUCAUAGAAGUGCUACUUACAAUAGCCAAAACAUGGAAGCAAUGCAAAUGUCCUUUGUCAGAUGACUGGGUAAAGAAGAUGUGGUAUAUAUACACAAUGGAAUAUUAUUCAGCCAUAAAAAAGAAUGAAAUAAUUCUAUUUGCAGCAACCUGGAUGGACCUAGAGAUUAUUUACUAAGUGAAGCAAAUCAGACAGAUAAAGACAAAUAUCAUAUGACAUCACUUAUAUGUGGAAUCUAAAAUAUGAUACAAAUGAACUUAUUUACAAAACAGAAACAGAUGCACAGACAUAGAAAACAAACUUAUGUUUACCAAAGGGGAAGGAGAAGGGGUUGGGGAAGGGAUAAAUAAGGAGUUUGGGAUUAGCAGAUACAAACCACUAUAUAUAAAAUAGGUAAACAAUAAGAUCUUAGUAUAUAGCACAGGAAACUAUAUACAAAAUCUUGUAAUAAACUAUAAUGGAAAAGAAUAUGAAAAAGAAUAUAUAUAUGUAACUGAAUCACUUUGUUGUAUACCUGAAACUAACACAAAAUUGUAAAUCAACUAUACUUAAGUUUAAAAAAAAGUGUUUAUAUAUUCAGCUACAAAGCUGAAAUAGCAUUUUACAUGUUAAUUAUUUUGACUUUAAAAUUUAAGUCCUAGCCUUUGGAGAUUGUAAACUUGCAUUUCAAAAUUAAUAAAAUUCACUCUUGUGAACAUAUUUAAGAGUUAUUAUCUUUCCUUGUGGCAAUAAAAUAAUGUAGGUGGUUCUGUUUUGUUAGAAGUUCCUGAUUCUGUAGUGAAUUAGAAUUAUCAAUUUUCCUUCCUAUUCCAAUAAUUUUUCUUAUUUUGACUGGGUCUCAUGUUUGCUAUGAGGACUUCUAGCCAGUAGGUGUCGCCAUAAUACUACUUCUUUGUUUCUGUUUCCUUGUGCUGUGAUUUCAUUUUUAGUACUUAAAUAUAUCUUGGGGUGGCAUUUCCCUUAAAAUUUACUAACUCAAUAUUUAUUUGAAACAUUUCUGUCUUUCUUGUUUCUUGGAGAGGGUGGUAAGGUUGGGGUUAUGAGUGAGAAACUGAAAUUAUGGACCAAUGUUGUUAUUUUCUGUUUCUUUUCUUUUCUUUUCUUUUUUACAUUUUUUAUUGAUUUAUAAUCAUUUUACAAUGUUGUGUCAAAUUCCAGUGUAGAGCACAAUUUUUCAGUUAUACAUGAACAUAUAUAUAUUCAGUGUCACAUUUUUCUCUCUGUGAGCUACCGUAAGAUCUGUUUGUUUUCUAACCACGUUUAUUUGUAACAAUUGUUUGGUAUUUCCCUUUACAUCCCGGUGACCCUGUAACACACGAACACAUGAACUAUCUAAGGCAAAGCAAACA